Messenger RNA from Aplysia californica (California sea hare), 1925 nucleotides. Its product is annotated as phenazine biosynthesis-like domain-containing protein. The record is from RefSeq and is a predicted model, not a curated record. The transcript has 9 exons. The coding region runs from base 56 to 1015 and encodes 319 amino acids. Gene Ontology annotation, cellular component: cytoplasm. Gene Ontology annotation, biological process: biosynthetic process. Gene Ontology annotation, molecular function: isomerase activity. Lineage: Eukaryota; Metazoa; Mollusca; Gastropoda; Aplysiida; Aplysiidae.
AUCACCUACGAGUAGACGUGCGGUUGUAGUAGAUGUGUUUUUGUACGAGCAUUUUAUGACUUCUUAUCUGAGAAAAGUAAUUACAGUUAAGAAAAUGUCAGGAGUUGAAAGUAAGAAUGCAAAUCUGGGUAUCGACACAUACCUGGUGGAUGCGUUCACGGACAAGAUUUUCCUUGGAAAUCCUGCAGCAGUGUGUCUUAUGACAAAAUACGAGGCGAAGAAGCUUAAUGAUAAUGACUUUGUGAUGAUAGCGGCCGAGCUGAAUCAACCAAAUACGGCAUUUGUUGUGUCAGAGAACAAUGACUUUACAACAGGUUCCCAGUUUGGACUGCGUUGGUGUACCCGUCUAAAAGAAGUUGAUCUUUGUGGUCACGGCACUAUGGCAGCUUCCGCUGUUCUUUUCUACACUUUAGGAAAUGAUAAUGAACAGUUGGAAUUCUCAACAAAAAGUGGCCCGCUGUAUGUGAAGAAAGCCAGCAACCGUGGGAUCUCUAUGAACCUUCCAAUAAGUCCUCCAGAACCAAUGAAUCAAGAACCAUUUUCCGAUCUUUUGAAAAUUACAGUUGGUGAUGUUGACCUUGUUCAAGAAGUUCAGCUCGACAAAACUGGAAAGCUUUUAGUCAGACUUAGGGACGAAGUUACCAGAGAAGCUUUGAUGAAACUGAAACCUCAAACAGAGGCAAUGGUGUCCACUUACAACAAAGGAGAUCUCCAUGGUAUCGGCGUCACUUUGAAGGGUUCACGAAAGAACGGCUGUGUCGACAAGGACGGAAAUGUCUAUGACUUUGUGUCUCGCUACUUCUGCCCUUGGGAUGGCCCUUUGGAGGAUCAAGUGUGUGGCUCAUGGCACACGGUGAUCUGUGACUAUUGGUCGAAAGAACUGGGAAAACAAGACUUGUAUGUGAACCAAUGUUCUCCAAGAGGUGGACAGCUAUGGCUGACUGUGGGAGAAGAUGGCAGAGUAACCCUGAGUGGGCAGGCUGUGAUGAGAAUGAAAGGAGUAUUCUUUCUGUAACACACAAAGAACUCUCUCUCUCCUUUCGAUUUUAUUCAUGAUCAGACGUUUGGUUUUCAGGAAAUCCUGGAGUUACCACAGAAAAACGAAAUUCACAUCCUGUCCCAGAAACCCUACCAAAAUUCUUGACUAGGGCCCUACCAAAAUUCUUGACUAGGGCGAGGGUAAAGUUUAAAACUGGAAUGCAGUAGUGCUACAAUAUUAAAUAUAUAUAAUAAACUGUGUACAGAUGUAAACAAGGCCUCAUGUAGGUUGCAUACGAUGGUUGUGUGUCUGUGAUAGGUCAGUCGUAAUAUUCAGUGUAUUUUAUGUAGUGUAUAAUGAUCCGGGGUGGAGAGUAGUCGGUGGUCCCUUGGAAUAUUGUAAAAUAGAUUUAAAAAAUAAGAUUCUUUACGGGAGAAAAUUCAUAAAGUAACUAAAGGUCUUCGGUGAAUCUAAGUUUGCAUGUUUAAGUGUUGGGUGAAUAUUUUUUAGUAUUUUAUUUAUUUUUUUAAAAAUAUGUUUAUGCAUUUAAUUUUUUUUUAAAGACAGAUUCCUUUUCAUUUUUAGUAAGUCUGGGUCUUGGUUCAGUCCAAAUUCAGUGACAGCGAGUCUCACUGAAUGGAAUAGUCCAAAGUGGAAGUUGAUGUUUACCAUUAGUGCAUGCUAUACCGGGCUUCACUAUUUCAUCAACAUGUAAAAAGUUAAAGAAAUCUAACGACAUAAUAAUAUUAUAGUCUAUCGUUACAUAGAACUACGCCCACUUUGAAAUAUAACGCUUAUUGCAAUGUUUAAAACUUUCCCAUACAAGGGUUUCAGUACAAGAUGUUAUCAUUUUUUCACUAUUUAUUUACUAAUAGGUGGUAUAUUGGGAUAUUAAUAAAAACAGAAAUGUGUGAGUGUGUAUAUUGUGUGUAUGUGUACUUGCGUG